AUGAAGUUUCGACCCAGCCUUAGGUUCUCCCAUGCAGACACUGCAGGCGUGUCGCGCUUCUCUUACACCCGGCUACGCAUUCUCUUGUUCGGCGUGAAUUUCAUCAAGUGGUCCAGCGCCUGCAUCGUCAUGGCCAUUGUCUCAUACUUCAUCCACGACUACUCGAGGAAUGAGCAUACGACGUACCAAGAAGUCAUUGCCUGCACCAGUAUUGGAUUCUUCCUGCCCACCAUGCCCUUGGCUUUCGAUAGGCGUAUCACCGUACAACUGAUUCCGCUGGACUACAUCUACUCGCAUCUCUGGGUUACGGCGUUCAUCUUCGCGGCCGAAGACUACAACUGGCAGGAUUGUGCGAUUCACUCGCCAUCAGGCCUGCGCAAAUGUACACUGAAGUACGCAAUGGAAUCUUGGUGUAUCAUUGCUGUGUACGUGUGCUAUACUUCCGUUUGA
Molecule: messenger RNA, 450 nt
Organism: Fonsecaea multimorphosa CBS 102226
Lineage: Eukaryota; Fungi; Ascomycota; Eurotiomycetes; Chaetothyriales; Herpotrichiellaceae
Exons: 1
Coding region: 1-450 (149 amino acids)
Cellular component (GO): membrane
Source: RefSeq, a predicted model, not a curated record